AUGUCGUCGUUCAACAAGGGCGACUACACCGGCGCUGGCUCCUUCGACGACCUUCUCAUCCAGGACCUGAUGGGCCGCCUCCAGCUUCGCUCGCCGUCCCUCACCGCCGACUCCUUGCUCUCCGAUGGCCUCGACGACUUCCUCUUCCCCAAAGAACCCCUUUCACCGGAGACCAUCGCUGGCGGGGAGGAGCGGAGCCUCCUCUCGCGGGAGGAGGCAAAUUUGGAGAAGGAGAUCAUUCGGAUCGUCCGAUCCGGCCGCGCCGCCGAGGUCCUCCUCCCCAACUCAGGCCAGUCCGUCUCCAUCGGCGACCACAACAUCUGCAUCGGCCACCACGAGGAACCGGGAUCGGAGUACCGCGUGUGGGAGUGGCACGGCCACAUCAUGCUCUUCGACGACGAGAACGGCUUCUCCCCCGAGUACGUCUACGGCAAUUACUUCGAGAGUAUCCCUGCUCCGGCGAGGGAGAAGGAAAUCACCGCCGCCCCCGCCGCCGCCGGCGGGAAGGAGGGCCAAAAAGGGGGCAAGGAUGAGAGUGCGAAGAGUUCUGGACUUAGGUAUUUGAUCGUCGGUGAGGAGAAUCUGCCCGGAGAAGAUUGUCGGAGGGUGCUGCACCGGAAUUUUCUGAGCUCUGGCCCGGCGAGCUGA
Molecule: messenger RNA, 648 nt
Organism: Spirodela intermedia
Lineage: Eukaryota; Viridiplantae; Streptophyta; Magnoliopsida; Alismatales; Araceae
Source: the annotation of a GenBank genome assembly